Molecule: messenger RNA, 1397 nt
Organism: Rhododendron vialii
Lineage: Eukaryota; Viridiplantae; Streptophyta; Magnoliopsida; Ericales; Ericaceae
Product: chitinase-like protein 1
Exons: 4
Coding region: 128-1072 (314 amino acids)
Biological process (GO): carbohydrate metabolic process; chitin catabolic process; cell wall macromolecule catabolic process
Molecular function (GO): chitinase activity
Source: RefSeq, a predicted model, not a curated record
GUUCCUUUCUCUCUCUAAAAUACCAUGCCAAGAUCUUCACUCUAAUUCCAUGGUUUAGAGUUUCUAUUACUGAGAAUUGUUAUCGAAUGCUCGUUAUUAGGUUUAUAUUUGGAAAAAUCUAGGCAAAAUGGAAAUCAAAUGGUGGAUUUUGGCGAUUACGAUGGUAAUUGCAACAGUGGGUAUUGUCGAAGGGGAUCUGUCGAACCCGCCACUGAAGAAGAAGGUGAAGGGGGAAACGGUAUGCAGCCAGGGUUGGGAAUGCCAAGGUUGGUCCAAAUACUGUUGCAAUGAGACCAUAUCUGACUACUUCCAGACCUACCAGUUCGAGAAUUUCUUCUCCAAGAGGAACUCACCGCAAGCCCAUGCCGUCGGAUUCUGGGACUACAGGUCUUUCAUCACAGCCGCCGCCGUUUACCAGCCCUUGGGCUUCGGCACAACCGGCGGCAAGCUCAUGGGGAUGAGGGAGGUCUCCGCCUUCCUUGGUGUUGUGGGCAGUCAAACCUCUUGUGGCUAUGGUGUGGCUACAGGAGGACCUUUAGCAUGGGGUCUGUGCUAUAACAGAGAAAUGAGUCCUAGCCAAUCGUACUGUGAUGAUUCCUACAAAUACACCUAUCCUUGCUCUCCUGGUGCUGAAUACUAUGGACGUGGUGCUAUACCUAUCUAUUGGAAUUUUAACUAUGGAGCUGCUGGGGAAAGCCUCAAGGCAGAUCUGUUGAACCAUCCAGAAUACAUUGAGCAAAACGCUACACUCGCUUUCCAAGCUGCAAUUUGGAGGUGGAUGACCCCAAUCAAGAAGUCCCAGCCUUCAGCUCAUGAGGCAUUUGUGGGCACCUGGAAGCCCACAAAGAACGACACCCUGUCGUACCGACUACCCGGUUUUGGAACCGCCAUGAACGUCCUUUUUGGAGACCAAGUUUGCGGCCAAGGUGACAUUGAUCCGAUGAACAUCAUCAUGUCUCAUUACCAAUAUUACCUUGACUUGUUGGGAGUAGGGCGAGAGCAGGCAGGCCCAAAUCUCUCCUGUGCCGAGCAGAAAGCUUUCAACCCAUCCUCUGCAACAGCUUCUUCCUGAGGUUUGUAUGAUUUGUGUGAAGCAGUUCCUCUGUGUUGUGGAUCAUUGAUAUUCUUCCAUAAAGAACCAUAAAUAAGAAGGGCAAAUAAGCUUUUUAGGUUUGAAGAUGAGUAUCAAAGUUAAUGUAUGGAGUUCCAAUUUAGUCUGCGUAGUAUACAGUGGACUAAAUAUUUGAUUUGGUGCCGCCCAUUGUCGUUCUGUAUAUGUUGCUACUUGAAAUUCAUUUUAUUCGUGUAACUCGUGUAUUUAUUUAGUUACUAUGAGAUUUGCAAUAUUGUAAGAACGUUUGUUUGUUAUAUGUGCAAGUGUUUUAAACUGUUCAGAA